AUGUUCGCGUAUCGAAGAAUACUUCUAGCAGCGACAAUUUCGUCAGUGAGUGUCGUACUCGCCGACGUUCUCGUCCAGCCUGGUUACCAUUAUGAUAAUAAUCGACACAAUCCGCCAUAUCAGCCUGCUGUUUCACAACACCAGCCGUUGCUCCCGACUGAACGAUACUAUACAAAACAACCAGCGGACCAGCAAUCAAUGCAACAUUUAAAGGGAAUUCAAAUAAUUUACCCUUAUUGGAGGUACUACGACUACGAUCAGCCACAUUUCGUGGGUCAUCCCGUAUAUCGUCGCAACUACCCCGUAUUACCGCAUCGUUUGCAUUUCACGAAAAUAGGAGGCAGAAAAUAUAUCCGGCCCUCGAUAUUCGUCGGCUACCCGCAGCCCAUGAUAGGACACCACCGAUUUAGAAGAUCCCUGGUACACGAUGCCACAGUGGAGAAAGUCGGCAAAUCAACGAUCGUUAAACAUGACGAUGGUGUGGCCACGAAGCCGUCCCUAAUGACCGCGAAAUAUCUUACGGCUAUCGACUCACAUCUUCAGAAGAACCAGCCUAUCAGUACUGAUGAUAAUCAUUCGGCGGAGAAACGUCAGAGCAAGGACGAUCGCACUACCAAAGGACCAUUGUUAUUCGGCCUCUUUCCGGAAAAUAUGUAUCGCGGCUCUCGGCAUCUCAACGCCGACUCGAAUCCGGUAACGAGAAGUCCUCAAGCAAAUUCCGCCGGGAACAUGUUGAAAUAUCCGGGCGACAAAUCUACAGCGAAUCUUGCCACGACGAUUAUAAUCAAUCCGAUGGAGAAGGCGAUAUCGGGGACUUCUCAGGAAACGGGACGGGGUCAAGAAGACAACAAAGAUCAACAGCAGAAUCAAACGCCUCUCACAGAUACGAAACAACCCUCGAUUCCAACACCGACUUCGUCGUCGAACAAAACAUCGGAUGAGGAAUCGGCAAUGAUCGGCGCUUCUCCUUACUAUGACCCGAUGCACGGAAAGGAACUCGAAUGGCCCAUCACGUCAUCAGAAAUUUAUAUACCGAUGGGAUAUGAUACGUGGAGCUUGACGGGUCUCUACCAUACGCCGUAUAUGCGUAACUUUCCCGAUCCCAGGCCGGGUCCUGCGUCAUGGAAAUUUGAACCACGAUAUCAGCAGAAUGCGCAUCAAGCAACGACUAAGAAACCUUCGCUGAGGUCGCGUAGUAAGCUCAAGGAGCGAUUGAAAACCAACCACCUGAUCGGCGCAUCGAAUCCUGACAGCGAUUACAGAACUGCGAUUCCUUGCAACUCUCCAAGUUACCCUGAAUAUCCGUUCAUCUAUGAUAUUCCGCCAGAAGUGCCCAAUACGUACGAACCGAUCGUCGUCUCGUAUCCGAUCGAUCCCAACUACAACUACGCGAUUUACAGAUAUAGCGAUGCACAAAGUAACCCGACGCCGAUAACGGACGUGCAAACCGCGCCGUAUGUAUCGCGAAUGGUGCAAUUUCCGAACACCUACAAUAACCCGGUGAAUACGCGAUACAUUGCUCUACCGCAAACUUAUUAUCACCUCAAUUCCGCCUUGACCCACGACAGCGCGCCGUUCGAAGGCACAUUUUCGUCUCCGACUUAUUAUUAG
Molecule: messenger RNA, 1611 nt
Organism: Dinoponera quadriceps
Lineage: Eukaryota; Metazoa; Arthropoda; Insecta; Hymenoptera; Formicidae
Exons: 5
Coding region: 1-1611 (536 amino acids)
Source: RefSeq, a predicted model, not a curated record